AUGGCCCCUACUAAGCUCCUUCUCACUGGCGCCACCGGCUACAUCGGUGGUACUGUGCUCACACAACUGCUCAAGUCGCAAGUCCCGGAUAUCCAGACUUUGUCUGUCUCUGCUUUGAUCAGGAAUCCGGAGCAGGCCGAGCUGUACGCCUCCAAGGGGGUGACUCCCAUUCUGUUUAUCGGUCUUGAAGAUGUAGAACAUCUUCGACGCACAGCAAGUGGCUACGAUAUCAUCAUCCAUGCCGCAGAUUCAACAAGCCCUGCGGCUGUAGAAGCCUUGAUUCUCGGGCUUGCAGACAAUCAAGAUACCAGCAAGGAGAAAUACUUCAUUCACACGAGUGGAACUUCAAGUCUUGGCGACCGGCCCAUCACUGAAAAACUCAUCGAGUCGAGAGAAUUUUCCGAUAAGAGCGACAUAUACAGCUACAUGAAGCAUCGCGAGGAGAUCGAAUUCUAUGCUCAACGUGCAACGGAUAUUAAGACCGUUGAGGCUGGUGAACAGGCAGGCGUCAAAACCCUUGUCGUCAAGGCACCUAUAAUCUACGGCAGAGGCACAGGAUUCUUCAAUAAAAAGUCAUUCCACAUACCGGUCCUCAUUCAGGGUGCAGUUGCAGCUGGACGGGCAGAGUAUGUCGCUGAAGGUGCUUGUGCAUGGGAUUAUGUUCAUGUGGAGGACCUGGCUGCAUUUUUCGAGCUUCUCACAACCAAGGUCCUAAGGAAUGAAGUUGUGCUAUCAGGGCGGAAGGGUAUCUACUUUGCCAGCACUCUGAGGCAUUCCUGGAAGGAACUAGCCGAGGUUAUAGGUGAAUUUGGCUACAAACUUGGCCAUUUGACAUCCCCAGAACCUCAAUCAAUUACCCUGAGUGAAGCAGCCGAGAAGUAUACUGGGGGAAACGAGCAGCUAGCAGAAGUUGGUCUAGCGUCAAACUCCCUUACAAAAUCCGACUUGGGUCAAGAAAUUGGUUGGGUGUCGAAGAAAGAGGAAGUCGACUUUAGGCAAAGUAUCGUCGACGACUUUGACUUAUUAUUCGGCAAAGCAUAA
This is a messenger RNA of Talaromyces atroroseus, 1041 nucleotides long. RefSeq lists its product as hypothetical. The record is from RefSeq and is a predicted model, not a curated record. NCBI's taxonomy places the organism in Eukaryota, Fungi, Ascomycota, Eurotiomycetes, Eurotiales, Trichocomaceae. The coding region runs from base 1 to 1041 and encodes 346 amino acids. The transcript is spliced from 3 exons.